AUGAUGAACACACUGGUACAGCUUGCACUGCAGGUUUAUAACAACUUGAGUGGUGCAUCGACUUUGGUUCGGGAGAGUGAGGACAGCCCUCUCGGAACCUGCAACCUCAUAAGUUAUGCACUCCCACAGAAGUCGCUUCCUGUGAGCCUUCAGAUGUUUCCGACCACACCUUGGAUGGUGCAGGAAGUCUAUGCAUACCUGCCCAUGCUGAGGGAUGUCCUCGCCUGGCAGAAUAGCAGUCACUGGACAAGGCCUGUUGGUCAUUCAUUUGUGUUGCGACACUUCAAAGGCAUCCUUCGGCCAUUCAUCGGCUAUCAUGUCCCUGCCCUGUGUUCCCUGAUGUAUGCCUGGGGUGUAGUCAUCACAGGUUCUUGCGCCCUGGAGAUGUUGACAGGGGAACACCACAACACGGAUAACCUAAACCUGGUUGUGCCACAGGGCAGCUUCAAUGUACUGCAGGAAUUUAUUCUAGAGACUCUGAAUUAUCGCCAGAUCAUGGCAGCCAUCACAGAGGACGUCUUCAAUGUGGUUACGAGCUCCCCAACAACGGGAGACAUGGUCUUCAUGACGCCUGGGGGUGUAGCAGCCUUCUACCCUGAUCUUACCUUCGAAGGAAUCGUGAUACUCAACAACACCAUGAAAGAGCGCCCGCCAGGUACUAAAUUUGUGGGCUGCAUGAAGCAUGCACAAUACAAGGUCUACGACAGCACCUGCUAUCGCGAAGAGCCAUGUGGCCAUGUCUGCCCAGCUCUUUGGCGUAACAUUGUGGAUGGGGACCCGGGGGGUCUUGUGCUUGAGUGGGACUCAAGGUAUUCCAUCAGGUUGACCAUGGCACAGUCGCACACCAGCUGGCGGCUGGCUGAGCACUGCAACAAUGUCCUUUGUCCUCUGAAUCCUGUGAUCAAUACGAGGCUGCCGCUGUUACCUAAAGUACCUUCGCCUGCCGAUCAAAGUGCCAUGCGAGAGCAGGAGGCUCGUAUGCACCACCACCAUUGUGUCAGUUCCUCUGCAGACUAUCACAUGGAGAUCUGCUCACCUCGAAUUUCACAGGGCGGUAUGAGCUCAUUCAUGGGUGUACUAUAUGCUACACGGGCCUAUGGUCCUGAGCUUGUGCCCAUCCCUCUACGGAAUGGACUCACACGACUCGGACACAUCAACAACCUCGAAGUGUUGCACUGGGUCGACUGUCUAGGUGACAACAAGUUCAACGUUGACAUGGCUCGCAUGCACAAGACUUACAACAUCAUCACACUGUCUUCUUCUCCUGCUUACGGGUACGGGUACACCUUCUACAUCAUCGCCGACGUCCACAUGGGGAAUGCAGUGAUGGGAAACGUGUUGGUCGUUAAGCACAUCAGCGGUAACAAGCAUGCAAUUGUUGACCUCACCAUAGCCGACUUGGAUUGUAUCAACGAGGUGCUGAGAUGUCCAUCAUCCAAUGGCGAUAUAAUGUAUGAUUCCUUGAGCAACCAGCGCACUCCAACCCUGUAUCAACCACAUGUAAAAUCUUCAGACAGGCAACUGCUACCUCCUGAUCGUGACACAAACAUCCACAGGGGCGCGGAUAGGGUGCUGACACCGAGGGGGGUGGUUGUGGUACAAGAGGUCUGGUCAUCACGUGGCCAGUCUCGGAGGGUGCGGGGCAAGCGCAAACAUCCAAACCACACGAACAAAGCGGUGGGGGAUCAUCGGCAUGCAAUACCUCUGGCAGGUUUAGGAAAAUUGGGGUGGGGUGCGAUGGACCACCUCUGGCUACUUCGGUCGCCCACGCUGAGAUGCUCAUGUGAUGGAGCUCAUACUGAAUAA
This is a messenger RNA of Suillus fuscotomentosus, 1806 nucleotides long. RefSeq lists its product as uncharacterized. Lineage: Eukaryota; Fungi; Basidiomycota; Agaricomycetes; Boletales; Suillaceae. The transcript has 7 exons. Bases 1 to 1806 code for a protein of 601 amino acids. The record is from RefSeq and is a predicted model, not a curated record.